Messenger RNA from Knipowitschia caucasica, 711 nucleotides. Lineage: Eukaryota; Metazoa; Chordata; Actinopteri; Gobiiformes; Gobiidae. The record is from the annotation of a GenBank genome assembly.
AUGUGUCACUUCAACUCCCACCUCUUGACCCAAGCUGCCUCCCCUUUUCCUCCCGUCACACGUUCACAAAUGAUAUUCAUGACCUUUAACGACGAUUAUGACAACGACAAUCAAAGCCUUCCUGCCUCCGUCAAGACCCCCACGAUGUACCAUGAGCCCCCGCAGCUCUGCCACUACAACCCAUGUCUGGAGGAUCAGCCGUCAUGUGCUGUUCUUUCCCGGAAAAGUGGCUGCCUUUGUCCGGGCCUGAGUGGGGCCUCUUUGCCACCUAAUGCUCCACGGAUACAAAGUCUGCGACCAGUGAGCGAGGGGCCAGACAGGGGGAACAUCGAGGUACAGUGGUGCGCGCCAUCUUCUGUUGUCAAUGGAUACAGAGUGCGAAUUGAAGGCAAGGAACAGCAGAAGGAGUUUAAAGACACCAAGAGAAGAGGUUUAGUAGGACACCUUGAGGUUGGGACUAAAGUUUGUGUAGAGGCAGUGAACAAGGCAGGACACAGCAGCCCCUCAGAGUUUUCUUGUACGCGCUAUGAGACCCCAACAACCUCCGACUCCAGCGUCAUGGUAGGAGUCAUAGCAGGCGGCGUUAUACUCUUUCUUUUCCUCAUCAUGGCUGUGGUAAUUCUAUGCAAAUACUGUCCCUGUCGAAGGAAAAAGAGAGACUCAGAUGACGGACUAGGAAAUCCUUCUUACACGUUGGGAGGAACCCUAUGA